AUGGAUACCAUAGCGCAUACCGCGUCUCUGACGUCUCUUCUAUUUGCCGGUGCACUCGCUCAGGACUGGCAUUUUGUCGCAUUCACGACACCAGAUGGACAAGAGUUCAUCUCUCAAUCUGGGAACAUGAUCGUUCCCGCGAUCCACGAAGCGGCCACAAACUAUCUCUGGCCAGGACUGCAGACGACGGACAACUCAGGCGUGUACCAAAAUGUGCUUGACGGUAGAUCGGGAGGUUGGUGGUUUGGCAGUGGAUGGUGUUGUUCUAACCCGAGUCUUCAAUGGGGAGGUGGCUUUGGUGCUGUCGAAGGUGACAUCUUGUUCUUCAACAACACCCGCGACCUGAACAGGACCGAAUGGGUCAGCGUAAUAGACAAGAAUUGUGGUGAGGUGACCGCGACAAACUCCUUCCCGAUCGCCGACAAAACGAUGAACGAUGCCACAUUCGCAGCUGAACUCUAUGGAGCCUGGGAUUUUGGUCCAGUCAUCUUUGGAGACGUCAUCCUAAUUGCUACCGGCAGCGACACAGCAUUCUGCACAGAGUAUCCUUGGAAUUACAAUGGUGCGACAAAUGUCAGCAUUACUGGUGUCCAGUCGACUGUGCAAGCGGACACUGUUGUCUGUAACAUCGAGAGCAUCACUCUUUGGGGGCCAGUCACAUAA
This is a messenger RNA of Aureobasidium namibiae CBS 147.97, 663 nucleotides long. RefSeq lists its product as uncharacterized. The transcript is spliced from 3 exons. The record is from RefSeq and is a predicted model, not a curated record. Bases 1 to 663 code for a protein of 220 amino acids. Lineage: Eukaryota; Fungi; Ascomycota; Dothideomycetes; Dothideales; Saccotheciaceae.